ACAGCUGAGUGCAGCGCCCGCCUCUGUCACCGGGAGACAGUCCACUUAAAUGCAGCUCCAGGGUUGCGAGGCACCCACCAGCAUCUUUCCCCGUGUGAGGUGGCAAAUGCAACAUGCUCUCCAGCUUGGGGUGUCUACUUGUCUGUGGAAGUAUUGCACUAGCCCUGGGAAAUGCACAGAAAUUGCCAAAAGAUAAAAGACCAAGCCUGAAGGUCCAUGUCAAUACCACAAGCGACUCUAUACUCUUGAAGUUCUUGCGUCCAAAUCCAAACGUAAGGCUUGAAGGUUUUCUCCUGGGAUAUGGCAGCAACACGUCUCCAAACCAGUACUUCCCUCUUCCUGCAGAAGGGAAAUUCACGGAGGCUGUAGUCGACGCAGAGCCGAAAUAUCUGAUAGUUGUGCGACCUGCUCCCCCUCCAAGUCAAAAGAAGUCAUGCUCAGGUAAAACCCGUUCUCGCAAACCUCUCCAGCUGGUGGUUGGCACCCUGUCACCAAGCUCGGUCUUCCUGUCCUGGGGUUUCCUCAUCAACCCUCACCAUGACUGGACUUUGCCAAGUCACUGUCCCAAUGACAGAUUUUACACAAUUCGCUAUAGAGAGAAGGAUAAGGAAAAGAAGUGGAUUUUUCAACUUUGUCCAGCCACAGAAACAAUCGUGGAAAAUCUAAAACCCAACACAGUUUAUGAAUUUGGAGUGAAAGACAAUGUGGAAGGUGGAAUUUGGAGUAAAAUUUUCAAUCACAAGACUGUUGUUGGAAGUAAAAAAGUAAAUGGGAAAAUCCAAAGUACCUAUGACCAAGUCCACCCAGUGCCGGCAUAUGUCCCAAAGAAGCUUAUUCCAAUAACAAUCAUCAAGCAAGUGAUUCAGAAUGUUACUCACAAGGCUUCAACUAAAUCCCCAGAGAAGACCCCCUUUGGAGGAGCAAUACUAGUUCACCUUAUUAUCCCAGGUCUUAAUGAAACCAGUGUAAAACUUCCAACAUCCAUAAUGCUUGAGAUUUCGGAUGCACUCAAGGCACAAUUAGCUAAGAAUGAAACCUUGGCAUUACCUGCUGAAUCUAAAACACCAGAGGUUGAAAAAAUCACAGCACAGCCCAUGACAGUGACUCCUGAAGUAGUUCCAAGAACCACUAAACCUACUGUGUCUAGUGCAUUAGAUGUUUCAGAAACAACCCUGGUUCUCAGCGGAAGGACCCCAGAAACAUCCCAAACUGUUCUAAUACCUCAGUUUGAAUUGCCACUGAGCACUCUAGCUCCAAAAAGGCUUCCAAAAUUUCCUGAAGCAAAAACGCCCUUCCCUUUUGAGAAAACUGAGGGCCUCUUGGCUUCAAGUGAAAAGCCAUGGAUUGUUCCCACAGCUAAAACAUCUGAAGAUUCUAGGGUUCUAAAGCCUCAAACUGCAGCUUAUGAUGUUUUUUCAAGCCCUGCAGUGACAGAUGUCCCUGAAAUACCAGCGUCCCACACAGCAACAAGUGAUGCUAUUCUGGACUCUGUCCCACCUAAAACAUCUAGAACUCUUGAUCAGCCAAGGGCAACACUGGCUCCCAGUGAGGUAACGCCAUUUGUUCCUCCAAAACUGGAAAUCUUUCCCAGCUCUGAGAUGCAGCCUACGCCGCCUGCUCCCCUACAAACUACAUCUGUCCCAUCUACAGCCAAACGACGUCACAGGCCCAAAUUGCCAAGAACCAAACCUGAAAGAACCACAAGUGCUGGAACAAUUCCAUCUAAAAUUUCUAAAAGCCCUGAACCCACAUGGACAACACUGGCUCCCAGUAAAACACAAUUUAGUUCUUUGAAACCUAAAAUCCCUCCCAGCCCAGAAGUGACAUACACCAGACCUGCUCCACCAAAGACCAAACGACCAGGUCGUCGCCCCCGCCCUAAAACCACACGUAGUCCAGAAGUGCCCAAGUUCAAACCUGCUCUGGAACCUGCCACGGUACCACCGGAGCCCUUGGUGCCCACGAUUGCAUCAAAACCAUCCAAGAGACCUAAAACCACACCCAGACCAGACGCACCUCAAAUCCAGCCUGAUUCAAAACCGCCAAAGCAAUUGCUUCCUAAGCCCCAAACCACAGAAAAACCAGACAUGCCACCAGCUAAAUCUGUCUUUGACCCUGUUCCAUUUGAAACUGAAGCUCCCUCAGUGACCGUAGUUCCUGCCACAGACAUUGAACCUGUAACUCUGAGAACUGAGGCUCCAGCGACAACACUAGCUCCAAAAACAUCACAACGAACAAGAACACGCCGUCCCCGUCCCAAACAUGAAACCACACCACGCCCAGAGACACCUCAGACCAAACUAGACUUUGGACCUAUUACUCCUGGAACUACUUUAGCUCCAGCAACAACAAAAAGAACCCGUCGUCCACGUCCCAAACCUAAAACCACACCACCUCCAGAAGUACCUCUCACCAAAUUGGUUCCUGACACAAUCCUUGAACCAGUUCUUAGAACUGAGGCCCCAGGAAGGACUCUAGCUCCCACAGUGCCUCAACAAACUCGUCCUGUACAUCCCAAACCUAAAACCUCACCAAGUCCUGAAGCACCUCAGACUGAACUGGUUCCUGUGACAAUCUUUGAAGCAGUUUCUCCCAUAAAAGAGGCUCCAGACACAACAUUUGUUCCUGUUACAGACUUUGAACCAGUUACUCUUCACACCGAGACCCCUGGGACAACCUUAGCUACAAAAGCAUCUCAAAGAACCCGUCGUCCUCGUCCCAGACCUAAAACCACAUCAAGCCCUCAGGCACCUCAAACAAAACCGGUUCCUGCUACAGUCCUAGAACCUGUAACUCCUAAGCCUGAUGCCCUAGGAACAACAUUAGUUUCCAAAACAUCACAACGGACACGUCGUCCACGUCCCAGACAAAAAACCACCCUGAGUCCUGGACCAACUGAGUCCGACAAACCAGUUCCUACCAGAGAGUUUGUACCUGCUACCCUCAGAACUGAGACACGGGUGACAACACAAGCUCCUAAAACUUCAAAACGAACCCAACGUCCACGUCCCAAACCUAAAACCACACCAAGUCCAGAGGCUCCUCAAACCAGACCGGUUCCUGCUACAGAUCUUGAACCUGGUCCUCUUAGAACUGAAGCUCCAGAAACCAUGGUUCUUGCUACAGUCCGUGAACGCAUCGCUUUUAGAACCGAGGCUCCAGAAACAACAUUAGCUCCUAAAAAACAACGAACACAUCAUCCACGUCCCAGACCUAAAACCACAUCAAGUCCUGAAGUAUCUCAAACCAAAUCGGUUCCUGUUCCAGGCUUUGAACCUGUUAUUCACAGUACUGAGGCUCCAAGAUUGAUAUUAGCUUCUGAUGUUCUGGAAUCUGUUACAUAUAACCCUGAGACAUCAAAGGAAACCAUAGCACCUGCCGAAACAGAUUAUGUAUAUCCGACUGUCAAAGCACCGCUCAGGCCAGAGGAGCCAAAGACUGAAGAUGUUACCAUAGAAGCAUCACUUCUGCCUUCUCAACCUAUAAUCCUACCCAGCCCAGAUGAGCCUCAGACUGAACCUGCUCCCAAGCAGACCCCACGUGCUCUUCCUAAGCCAAAAACAUCAGCACGUCCAAGAACCCCACAGACACAACCAGUUCCUAAGAAGCCCCCGCAUGUCCCUUCAAAACCAAAAAUGUCACCGAGUCCAGAAGUGUUGUACAGCUCACCUGCUCCAAAAGAUGUGCUCCUGCCCCAUAAACCAGACCCUGAGGUCUCUCAGCGUGAACCUGUUCUGCAACCUGUUACCUUUAGAAUUGAGCCACCAAAGACAACAAUAGCUCCUUUGGAGACACGAGACAUCCCUUUUAUACCUAUGAUUUCCCCAAGUCCUAGUGAAGAGGAACUACAAACCACUCUGGAAGAAGCAAACCUAUCCACCCAAGAACUCUUCACAACUCGGAUUCCAUACAUAACUGAAUUGGCAAAGACGACUCAGGCACCACACAGAUUGUACACUACUCCUGUGAGGCCCAGAACACCAGAAAGACCACACAUCAGACCUGUUCUGAACAGGACAAUGACAAGACCCAGUCGACCCAAACCCAGUGGAAUGCCCAGUGGGAAUGGAGUGAGAAUAGGGAUCAAACAAGCACCUCAGCCAACAGGUCCUGAUAGAGAUAUGUCAGUGGACUCUAGCCACACCACAAGAAGACCAGGCACACGCCGCCCACCCUUGCCACCCAGACCUACACCCCCACGAAGAAAACCUUUACCACCGAAUAACGUUACUGGGAAGCCAGGAAGGGCAGGAAUCAUAUCAUCAGGUCCAAUCACUUCCCCACCCCUGAGGGCAACACUCAGACCUACUGGAGCCCCCUUGGACAAAAUAGAGCCCGAGAUAAAGCAACCAACAGCCCCUGCCUCCGGAGAAGAACUGGGUAAUACAACUGACUUUAGCUCAAGUCCAACAAGAGAAACUGAUCCUCUUGGGAAGCCCAGAUUCAAAGGUCCUCACGUGCGAUACAUCCCAAAGCCUGAUCACAGUCCCUGCUCCAUUACUGACUCCGUCAAGCGGUUCCCUAAAGAGGAGGCUGCAGAUGGAAAUGCCACCAGCCCUCCCCAGAACCCACCCACCAACCUAACUGUGGUCACUGUGGAAGGGUGUCCUUCAUUUGUCAUCUUGGAUUGGGAAAAGCCAGUAAACGACACUGUCACUGAAUAUGAAGUUAUAUCCAAAGAAAAUGGGUCAUUCAGUGGAAAGAACAAGUCCAUUCAACUUACAAAUCAGACCUUCUCCACGGUAGAAAAUCUGAAACCGGACACAAGCUAUGAAUUCCAGGUGAAACCCAAAAACCCACUUGGUGAAGGUCCGGUCAGCAACACUGUGGCAUUUAGCACUGAAUCAGCGGACCCCAGAGUGAGUGAGCCGAUUUCUGCAGGAAGAGAUGCCAUCUGGACUGAAAGACCCUUUAAUUCAGACUCUUACUCAGAAUGUAAAGGCAAACAAUAUGUCAAGAGGACAUGGUAUAAAAAAUUUGUAGGAGUGCAGCUGUGCAACUCUCUCAGAUACAAGAUUUAUUUGAGUGACUCUCUCACAGGAAAAUUUUAUAACAUAGGUGAUCAGAGGGGCCAUGGAGAAGAUCAUUGCCAGUUUGUGGAUUCAUUUUUAGAUGGACGCACAGGACAGCAACUCAGUUCUGACCAGUUACCCACCAAAGAAGGCUAUUUCAGAGCCGUUCGCCAGGAACCUGUCCAAUUUGGAGAAAUAGGUGGUCAUACCCAAAUCAAUUAUGUUCAGUGGUAUGAAUGUGGGACGACAAUUCCUGGAAAAUGGUAGAUGCUACACCCAUACUCAGAAGUACCUUCUGUUUCAACAUGGCAAAAAGAUCAUUGGAAACACCAUGGUAUUUGUCACAUUCAUUUAAAUCUAUUUUGUUUACUAUGUAUAAAAGUCUACAAACUAAUUAAUAGCAAUAUUAGAUGUUUAUUAUUAGAAUAAAUUACUGAGAGUAUUUAUCAGGUUUUACAAAAUCAUUUUAAGAAAGCAAGAGAUUGACAUUAACAGAAUAACAUUUUUGGGGAAGCUGGCUCCCUAACUCAUGGUAUUUUAAGAGAUCAUUUGUAUAUUAUUUAUCACAUUGUUGUAAUGAUGUGUUGAGAUACUUUUAUAACAAAAUUAACAUCAAAAACUUAUAAUAUACUUUUUAAAAAAUAUUUACUUUUAUUGAUGUGUAUUCUUCCUAUGGGUGAGUUAAUUCCAUAAGUCUCAACUUACUUUAACUUAUUGGAUCAAAUUAUCUUCAGCAUAGAAAAGGUCCUAAUAUUCACGUUAAUUUAAACUUCAAUUUUUUAGCAACAGCUGAAUAGAUUUUCUGAGGAGUUUAAAUAGUUAUACCUUCACGCUAAUAUUCAUUUCCUUGAAAUAUCUGUAAAUUAUUACAAAAUUUUGUUUGAAUCAGAAAAUUACACUUCAGAAAAAAAAAGAGUUGAGAAUUUGCUGUAUUCAGUUUCAGAAGAUAUACUGUUAUUUCUCAGUUAUCUGCAAUUACAUUACAAUGUCUUGAAUAAUCUUUAUCAAACCAUCCCUUUAAGCAAUUAUCUUCAUAUUGUUUUUGUGAUUCUGAUUAAGCUGUAGGUAGAGACUGAAUGUGAAGUCUGAGCACAAAAAGAUAAUGCAUGAUGAGAUCCUUACCAUUUUAUAAGAUAUUUACUAUAUAUAUUUAUACAUAAGACCUCUAUGAAUGAAUGUAUCAGAGGAUGUUCUUGUAACUCUGUUUAAAUCAAUGUGUAAUGAAAACCCGACUUAUCUUCAUUUACAAAGGUAGUUUUCCUUCACUGGUGGAGGGAGAUAGGAAUGCUUGCUGCCCUCUUUCUGAAAGGACCUUUUCCUGUGCUUACCUUUCAAGUGCUUUGAUUUUAUCAAUGCAACAUUUUGUAUUUUUCAAAUAAGUACAAAUUCUGCAAUAAAGAGAUGUAGUAUUUUUUAAGACUGAGUAUUUCCUUUCUUUCUUUCUUUUUUUUUUUUUUUUUGUUUGUAGAGACAGAGUUUCACUUUAUUGCCCUCGGUAGAGUGCCAUGGCAUCACACAGCUCACAGCAAACUCCAACUCCUGGGCUUAGGCGAGUCUCCUGGCUCAGCCUCCCGAGCAGCUGGGACUACAGGCACCCACCACAACGCCCGGCUAUUUUUUGGUUGCAGUUUGGCCGGGGCUGGGUUUGAAUCCGCCACCCUCGGCAUAUGGGGCCGGUACCCUGCUCACUGAGCCACAGGCGCCGCCCCUGAGUAUUUUAUUUCUGAACAGCUCAUCAGUAUAUAACCUUUUUCUCUAAGAAGGAAAAGUGCAAAGUGAUUCAGGAUCUACAAACUCCUUUUCUAUCUUUUCACAGUUUAUCUAUUAUGUUUCUAUCAUAAGUUAACCUUUCUUCCUGUGAAGUCCAAAGUUUGUUUUAGACCAAUUGUUAAAUGCAUUUCUUUCAAAAUCAGGAAGGAUAAAAA
This is a messenger RNA of Nycticebus coucang (slow loris), 6937 nucleotides long. It is a transcript of the gene ABI3BP, whose product is annotated as ABI family member 3 binding protein. Gene Ontology annotation, molecular function: protein binding. Lineage: Eukaryota; Metazoa; Chordata; Mammalia; Primates; Lorisidae. The coding region runs from base 114 to 5279 and encodes 1721 amino acids. The transcript has 64 exons. The record is from RefSeq and is a predicted model, not a curated record. Gene Ontology annotation, biological process: positive regulation of cell-substrate adhesion; extracellular matrix organization.